GCGCAGUGAGUAGGGUGGGGACCAGAGUUGCCGGUGAGUGACGUCACGUCCGGUCGUCCUGGGGCCCGCCGAGACGUUACGAACAUGAAGUCCGUGUUCGUCACCGUGGGCACCACCAGUUUCGACGAACUCAUAACCUGUGUGUCUUCCAGGCCUACCCUUCAGAUGCUCAGGAGACUUGGUUAUCGCAAACUUGUUCUCCAGAUUGGAAAAGGCAAAGUGGUGCCAGACUCCUUCGCUUCGACGUCUUUUUCUUUGAUUGUUUACAGGUACAAGAAUUCCUUGAAAGAAGACAUUAAGAGAUCAGAUCUGAUCAUCAGCCAUGCAGGUGCGGGUAGCUGCUUGGAGGUCCUGGGAGAAGGGAAGCCCUUGGUGGUGGUCGUAAAUGAAAAGCUGAUGGACAAUCACCAGUUGGAGCUGGCCAGACAGCUGCACGAAGAAGGGUAUCUUUUCUACUGCACGUGCAGAGGUGGUGAUAACAGGACAUAGGAGGCAAGGAACUAUAAUGCUGGACAGUGGAAAAAAUUUUAAUUGUUAAACAGGUAUGGAAAGUGUUCUGAUAUCAAUAGUAGGAGGUUCAAUAAUUCCGUUACUGUGGGUCCUCUCAUGACAGACUAAGAUGAUACUUGCUCUUUGACUUGGAGAAGGGUCUUCAGGAGCUCUCUUAGUAAGGAUGAAUCUGCAUUUCUUUUCUGAAUAUUUUCUUUUUUUUAAAAAAGCUUUUUAUUUUCAAAGCACAUGCUUAGUUUUCAAUAUUCACUUUUGCAAAACCUUGUGUUCCAAAUUUUUUUCUCCCUCCCUUCCCCUCACCCCUUCCCUAGACAGCAAGCAAUCCAAUAUGUGUUAAACAUGUGCAGUUCUCCUAUACAUAUUUACACAAUUAUCUUUCUGCACAAGAAAAAUCAGAUCAAAAAGAAAAAAAAAUGAAAAAGUAAACAAAAUGUAAACAAACAACAAUAAAAAAGGUGAAAAUAGUAUGUUGUGGUCCAUAUUCAGUCCCCACAGUCCUGUCUCUGGGUGUGGAUGGCUCUUUUCAUCACAAAACUAUUGAAACUGGCCUGAAUCACCUCAUUGUUUGAAAGAGCCAGGUCCAUUAGAGUUGAUCAUCACAUAAUCUUAUUGUUACUGGAUACAAUGAUCUCCCGGUUCUGCUCAUUUCACUCAUCAUCAGUUCAUUGUAAGUCUCUCCAGACUUUUCUGAAAUCAUCCUGUUGAUCGUUUCUUAUAGAAUGAUAAUAUUCCAUGACAUUCAUAGAUCAUAACUCAUUCAACCAUUCCCCAACUGAUGGUACUCAGUUUCCAGUUCCUCACCACUACAAAAAGGACUGCCACAAACACAGAAUAUUUUCUCGUACAGCAGUGGUGCAUCCCAUUGGCAAGUUUCUACUCAAAACCCUUCUUCUUUGGUAGUUUUGGUGUUAUCAAUGAUAGUAAAUUGACACCACCAAUUGAAGCGAUUAUAUGAAACUCUUAAGAAAAUUAUCAGGAACCAAAUUAUCACUCUUUGCAGAUGAUAUAAUCGUCUACUUAGAGAACCCUAGAGAAUCAACUAAAAACUCCUAGAAACAAUUCUCAACUUUAGCAAAGUUGCAGAAUACAAAAUAAAUCCACAUAAAUCUUCAGCAUUUUCAUAUAUUACCAACAAAGUCCAGCAGCAAGAGAUACACAGAGAAAAUUCCAUUAAAAAUAAUGUCAAUAACAUAAAAGAUCUGAGAAUCUAUCUGCCAAGGGAAAGUCAGGAACUAUAUGAGCACAGGUACAAAACACUUUUCACAUAAAUAAAGUCAGAUCUAAUCAGGUGGAAAAAUAUCAAGUGCUCAUGGGUAGGCUGAGCAAAUAUAAUAAAAAUGACAAUAAUACCUAAAUUAAUCUACUUAUUUAGUGCUCAAACUGCUAUGUUAUGAUUAGAGAAAUGAAAAUAAAGAAAACUGAGAUACCACUACACACCUCUCAGAUUGGCUAAGAUGAUGGGAAAAGCUAAUGACGAAUGUUGGAGGGCGUGUGGGGAAAGUGGGACACCAGUACAUUGUUGGUGGAAUUGUGAAUGGAUCCAACCAUUCUGGAGAGCAAUUUGGACUGACGGCCAAAAGGCUAUCAAAAUGUGUAUAUCCUUUGAUAUCCUUUGGAUCAAAGGACCCAACAGUGUCUCUACUGGGCUUCUAUCCCAAAGAGAUCUUAAAGGAGGGAAAGGGACCUACAUGUGCAAAAAUGUCUGUGGCAACCCUUUUGUAGUGGUGACUGAGUGGAUGCCCACCAGUUGGGAAAUGGCUGAAUAAGUUAUGGUCUAUGAAUGUUAUGGAAUAUUAUUGUUCUAUAAGAAACAAUCAGCAGGAUGAUUUCAGAGAGCCCUGGAGAGCACUGAUGCUAAGUGAAAUGAACAGAAUCAGGAGAUCAUUAUAUACCACCACCACAAGAUUAUACAAUGGUCAAUUCUGAUGGACAUGACUCUUUCCAACAAUGAGUUCAUUGAGUCAGUUCCAAUGAUCUUGUGAUGAAGAGAGCCAUCCAUGCCC
Molecule: messenger RNA, 2513 nt
Organism: Antechinus flavipes (yellow-footed antechinus)
Lineage: Eukaryota; Metazoa; Chordata; Mammalia; Dasyuromorphia; Dasyuridae
Product: UDP-N-acetylglucosamine transferase subunit ALG13 homolog
Exons: 4
Coding region: 85-489 (134 amino acids)
Biological process (GO): dolichol-linked oligosaccharide biosynthetic process
Molecular function (GO): hexosyltransferase activity
Source: RefSeq, a predicted model, not a curated record